Messenger RNA from Vanrija pseudolonga, 1530 nucleotides. It is a transcript of the gene MTM1, whose product is annotated as Mitochondrial carrier protein MTM1. The transcript has 5 exons. Gene Ontology annotation, biological process: mitochondrial transmembrane transport. The record is from RefSeq and is a predicted model, not a curated record. Gene Ontology annotation, cellular component: mitochondrion. Bases 168 to 1499 code for a protein of 443 amino acids. Lineage: Eukaryota; Fungi; Basidiomycota; Tremellomycetes; Trichosporonales; Trichosporonaceae.
GGCUCGGCACAUCGACAUCGACCUCCACUAUACUCGCAUUUCCACUCUGUCGGCAAGUCACCGUCGAUUCGUGUUUUUGAUUGAUCACCUCGUACAUCUUGUUCACUACUCCUUUCUCCUCCCCUCCUCCCCUCCCCCUUCACCACCUGGACCGGCCUGCGCACACCAUGGGACGGCCAGACCUCGACAUUCCACUGCUGCCCGAUGCACAAGAGGACCUCGGUGGCGAGUACGAGUGGCCCGAAGCUGGGCCCUCGAAGCGACCUCUGCAGUCGUCCGCUGCACCGGACCGUGGCGGCGGCGGAGUCGAUGCCUUUACUGCCAAGGCUGCCGCCGCCAUGACGGGCGCCAUGGCGACAAGUCUGCUCAUGACACCAUUCGACGUGCUCAAGACCCGUUUACAAACAGUUCAGCCGUCACUACGACCAAAGUUCUUUCCCCCACCGGUAGAGUGCUGCCAAACGCCAGUACUGUCAGCAGCAACGUCAGCAGCAACGUCGGUAACAUGUGCCUCGUCGACCCUUCCCGGAGCUCCGCCCCAAGUUCGGAUCACCCCUGUCGUGGCUGCCCCAGCCGGCUGCUACCACCCUUCCAAGUGGGCGGGUAUCUGGGGCGAGGCCAUGACAUUCGAGGAGGCCAUGUCGCGUGGCAUUCUGGGACCAGGAGGGACGCUGUCGCUGCCAAGAGGCACACCACGAGCGGAGCCAUCGUCACCGGGGUUCUGGAGCGAGAUUGCGGCAGUUCGUCGUGAGACGGGCAUUAGAGGACUGUGGAAGGGUGUGGGGACCACACUAACAAUGUCCAUCCCCUCCUCUGCCAUCUACAUGCUGGGAUACGAGUAUCUUCUCAAGAGGCUGUCUCCAGUCUUCACCGAUGCCCCAUCUGCCACCCUCACGCCGGCACCACUUGUCGCGGGUUCGCUGGCGCGGACAUUUAGCGCGACCAUCAUCUCGCCCAUUGAGAUGUUCCGUACGCGACUCCAGGCGCUUCCAGCGCCUGGACACCCAUCACCAACAUAUGCCUCCACUGGCAAGGAAAUGGCCACACUUGUCCGCCACGAAGGUCCAAGUGUCCUCUGGCGCGGCCUCGGCCCGACACUGUGGCGAGAUGUGCCCUUCUCAGGAAUCUACUGGGCCUUUUUCGAGAUGACCAAGGCUCAUCUCAGCUCGCCUUCGUCCGUCCUUCCUCCCCUCUCCCCCAUUGCCACCUCGUUCUGUUCCGGCGCAUUCAGCGGCACGGUCGCUGCCCUCCUCACCCAGCCUUUCGACGUCCUCAAGACUCGUCGCCAGGUCUUCACCCCAUCCAAGGAUUGCUCCCCAGAGGCUCUUCGCCACCGCGCCAGCACAUUCCCACUUGCACUACACGUCAUCCGCACCGAAGGCUGGCAAGCGCUCUUCGCUGGCGUCGUGCCACGAUGCGGCAAAAUUGCCCCUGCCUGUGGCUUGAUGAUCGCAUGCUACGAAGGUGUUUCCAGGUAUCUGGGAAGCCCGAGGGCCUAAACUCCUUAUAGACAACAACACAAUGCAUCAU